Pogonomyrmex barbatus (red harvester ant) is the source of this 752-nucleotide messenger RNA. RefSeq names its product chromatin accessibility complex protein 1 (gene Chrac-16). The record is from RefSeq and is a predicted model, not a curated record. Gene Ontology annotation, cellular component: nucleus; CHRAC. Gene Ontology annotation, biological process: chromatin remodeling; DNA-templated DNA replication. Lineage: Eukaryota; Metazoa; Arthropoda; Insecta; Hymenoptera; Formicidae. Gene Ontology annotation, molecular function: protein heterodimerization activity.
UUUCAUUCUUUUCCACAUAAAUAAAGAAGAACAAGAAGGCGUAAGCACGAUGAGCACGCAAACUUCUCAGACUUCUACUACGAGAAUUAAAGAGCUGCGCUUGCCGAUUUCAAGAGUGAAGACUAUUAUGAAGAGCUCGCCUAGUGUUGAUACCGUCGGACAGGACGGCUUGUAUCUUGUUACAAAAGCUACGGAACUUUUUAUACAUUACCUGACAGAGGAGGCCCAUAUGCAAAGCAACAAGGGAUCAUCUCUGGAUUACAAACACCUGGCGGAAGUGGUGCAGACUAACGACACGCUGGAGUUUCUACGAGAGAUAAUGCCCAGGAAGAUCACGGUCCGACAAUUUAAAGAAAUGAUGGCAGCCAAGGAAGCAUCCCACAGCAGUAGUAGCAGUAGCUCCUCGGAGAGUAGCUCAGAUUCGGACAGUGAUAGCGACUCUGACACAGAUUCGUGUUCAGACAGCGACGAUACAAAGGGAGACAACGGGAACUCAUCAGGCAGCGAGAGAGAAAGUGAAACCAAGGAAAAUGGCGCUUGUCAUUCGGAUAGUGAUAAAAGUGAGAGCAGUGUGAAAAGUGACAGUGAAGAAAAUAAGAGAUGAGAACGUACACGUUUUCACACACUUUGGACUAAUUAUUUAACAAAACUUGAUUUAUCUCGUGUCCUUUUGGAAAAUUUUCUUUACAGAUCUCUGUAUUAAGAUUAUAACGUUUGUGUUUAUUAGCAGACAUAAAGCAAACACAGUGAUA